AGCCAUGAUGGAAGUUUGAGAGUUGGAUAAAAAGGCAGCAUAAUACAUGCAAAAAGAUUUGUCAAAAAAUAUUUAUAUAAUUUCAUAAUGCUUUCGUAUAUUUUAAAAUGGUAAAUAUGUGGGCUGUCAAAAUUGUAUGUUUUUGUUGACAUUCCGAAGACAAGGAUUGCUCGAUUUGUAUUUCAAUUGCUCUACUUAGCUAGCUAGCUAGCUGGCUAGCUAUCUAGCUAUAGAAUGUCAGGGUUGCUAGUUAGCUAGCUAGCUAGCCUUUGCAUAUCUGUCUAGAAAUACGUGUGUAUAAACGCGUAUGAUUAAAAGAGUGGAAUUACUAAGAUUAUAAACGGCGUAAAACUUCUGAUUUUUGACCAAAUAAAUUGAGGUGGUAGUACUACAGAUUGGAGCCGGUUUGAAAACCUUAAGGGUCGGAAGGUGAAUGACUGUGUGCUGUUUUCAUUUGUGGGAUUGCAAGACAAAUUCCAGGACCGGGCAAUACGGGCCUGUGGACGAACGGUACGAGGCCCUCUUUUAUUCAGCCGAAGCCAUUCUAAUCCAUCCUGCAACGUCAACUGUUUACACAGAGAAACUGGGAGAAAAGCGACCGAGGAUAGUGGCAUUUUUUUUUAAUAAGGCAACGCUACCUUGUUUUAGGUUUAGAAAUUUUGUACUCCUGUGAAGGAAAUGGCCGCAAUAAUUAAGGAAUUUGUCAGCCGAAACAAAAGGAGAUACCAGGAAGAUGGAUUCGACUUGGACUUGACCUAUAUUUAUCCUAACAUAAUUGCCAUGGGUUUUCCUGCUGAAAGACUUGAGGGUGUCUACAGAAACAACAUAGAUGAUGUGGUACGGUUCCUGGAUUCAAAACAUAAAAAUCAUUAUAAGAUCUAUAACCUAUGUGCAGAAAGGCACUACGAUACUGCCAAAUUUAACUGCAGAGUUGCACAGUAUCCCUUCGAAGACCACAAUCCUCCACAGUUAGAGCUUAUUAAACCUUUCUGUGAAGAUCUUGACCAGUGGCUUAGUGAAGAUGACAAUCAUGUUGCAGCAAUUCACUGCAAAGCUGGAAAAGGACGCACUGGUGUAAUGAUAUGUGCUUACUUACUACACAGAGGUAAAUUUUUAAAAGCACAAGAAGCACUAGAUUUCUACGGUGAAGUAAGAACCAGAGACAAGAAGGGAGUAACAAUUCCCAGUCAGCGGCGCUAUGUCUUCUACUACAGCUACUUGUUGAAAAAACAUUUGGAGUACAAGCCUGUAGCACUGCUGUUUCACAAGAUGGUUUUUGAAACCGUCCCUAUGUUCAGUGGAGGAACAUGUAAUCCACAGUUUGUCGUCUACCAGCUGAAAGUGAAGAUCCACACGUCUAACCCAGCGCACACACGGCGGGAGGAGAAGUACAUGUUUUUCGAAUUCCCACAGCCUCUACCAGUCUGUGGUGACAUCAAAGUGGAGUUUUUCCACAAGCCAAACAAAAUGAUGAAAAAGGACAAGAUGUUUCACUUUUGGGUCAACACCUUUUUCAUACCUGGACCAGAAGAAAAUGUAGACAAGUUUGAAAAUGGAAGUUUGUUGAAGGAACUGGAUGGAAUUCAAGCCACAGAGUAUGUUGAUGGUGACAAGGAGAACCUUAUUCUGGUAUUGACAAAGAAUGAUCUGGACAAAGCGAAUAAAGAUAAAGCCAACAGACUGUUCUCCCCAAACUUCAGGGUGAAGUUGUACUUUACGAAAACAGUGGAGGAGCCAUCAAAUUCUGAGGCCAGCACUUCAACAUCUGUCACGCCGGAUGUUAGUGACAAUGAACCUGAUCACUAUAGAUAUUCGGACACCACUGACUCUGACCCAGAAAAUGAACCAUUUGAUGAAGAGCACCAUACACAGAUAACAAAAGUUUGAAAUAUUUGAGAAAGAGAAAUAAACAAGAAGAAAAAAGGAGAAAACUUGAAUAAAAGAAGUACCUGUUCCCCCACAUGGCAAUAGAACUUUUGUUCAUUGUUGUCAUGCUACCUGUUGCAGAAAAACUAUCAUGACCAAUUUUUUUCCCCCCGAAUAUCCACAAGGUAUUCAGUGGCAAAUGGUUUGGUAGCUGUUGUGUAUCUAUUUGUGUCAUAAGGACAAUGGGGAAAAAAUGCAAUUAGGAGAUGGAAGAUUAGGUGUGAGAGACAGAAAAAUACAAAUGUGCUGCUCCAUCUCCUGUGGAACCAAGGCCAGUGCUUUGCCGUCUGACUCUGCAGCUACCCUUCCAUCCUACCUACUGUGAAUGCUUCUUGUGCUGUUUGCAGGCUGUCUCAAAUGAGUUGACAUGCAUGCAGUGAAAACUGCAUGUUAGGAUUCUGCAGUCUUGUUAACAUUUUGAAUAGGCUAUAUGACAUCAAAUAUUUGCCAUUCCUUCUACCACUGUGUAUUCUGUUAAAAUAUUCAGAAAAUAGAAUCCCACGUAAUUGUCAUUUUUAAUAAUAUACAACUCAGCAGGGAAACAGUGUUGCAAUAAUGUUAACACUAUUCAUGAGCAAAUGAGUGUGCAUGUCUUUGGAGUUGGUGUCCAUCUUUAAUAAAUGGUAUAUGUUUUUCUAAAACAAAAAGUUUCAAAGUCUUUUAAAAUUGUAUUUGCCCGAAUCUUUCACAAACAGUAUUUAACUUAUCCAUUAUACAGUGGGAUCCCAUUAUGGGUCACGGAAUCCCUUUGACUGAACCAUUUUUGUCUUUUGUAGUGCUAGCAGAAUAAAAAUAUCUUAAUGGUAUGUUGGUGACAAUUCCACAGUGAAAUAUAAGCUUGUGGAGAAUUUACCUGUUGUACAAAACCUUCUUUUAGUUCUUCAAAAGAUGAUUGUAAUUUGUGUGAGUUCUGGUUAAAUCAUUUGCAUAUCAAAUAAUGGUGCUUAUCAACUUCCAGAUAAUAUAUGUUAAAUAUAAAAUGCAUAGUGGUAAUUAGAACUGUGUUCAUUCACUGUGGAAUUUAAGUAGUCUUACUCUUGCUUCAGAUCUUUAUCAGUUUCUUCUGCAAAUCCAAUGACUACUUCAGUACAUUCCUCAAGCAACCAAAGUGUCUUUACAAAUGAACAUCACCAGAUUGAGUGUCGAACAAUACAAGAGCUAGACGCUCAAAGUGAAGAUAAGGAAAAUGGCAAUCAGACAUUCAAGAAAUACCUAUAGAAUCCAAUGUUACCUUCGAAGAAAACAUCCAAUACUGAAUUAAGAUGCUGGGCCCUUCAGGGUGACGAACUAGACGUACUUGAUGCAAUUCAAAGGAAUAAUCCAAGAGCAAUCUGAAAAUGGAUAAAUGAAAAUGCCAAAGAAAACAUGAUGGAUGACAGAAGGAAAGUUAAAAUUACAAAGGAGAGAAACCAAAAUCAGUACGGAGCUCCUAAAAGUACUGAAAUGUGAAUUCUAGAAAAAUCAACAUUGCAAAAUCUUCUAGCAAGCAGUUUCAUUGAAUGAGAUGAACAUGAAAAAGCAAGGGCUGUGUUGAAGAACUAUGAAAUUUAAAGAAGUUCCGACCUCAAGUAUGGAUGGACAUCGAUUGGCCAAUAACUGAUCGACGAGAGUCAAGUAAAGAUGGAAAAAAUACUAAGAGACUCUAUUGCAAAGACGUCAACGACUAGUCUAUAGAGUUUAGAUGCAUGGAAGAACCUUUAUUAAAGUGGAUGUGGGAUUAGCCCUGAGAUCACAGCUGAAAAGGAGGGCAAGAAGGAUAGACGGCAUCCCUAUAGAAAUACUGUAAACAGCUGAAGCAGAAUUAAUGUGUUGACUAAAUUAUGCCAAAAAAAUCUACUCAUUGGAAGAAAUCUGUUUAUGUUCCUAUACCAAAGAAAAGUAAUGUGACGAAAUGUGAAAAAUAUUCUCCCUCAUCCUGCAUGGCAAUAAGAUUACACUUCAGAUCACUCAGCACAGAUUAAUAUCCUACAUAAAGAAAUUGCCUGAUGUACAAGUUGGAUUCGGGAAGCACAGGCACAAAAGACUAAUGAGAAUCACAAAAGCUUUAAAGACCUAAAGGCAGUCGAUGUGUGGUUUACUCACUACAACAAAAUAUUUAAUUGUGUUGACCAUACCACACUAUGGAAUUUUCUCUGGAAAACGGUUGUGCCAGAGUCUCCAUGAAAAAUUUAGACUAUACAAACCACAAAAUGAAAUAUGGAGAAACCGGUUACAGAUAGCUAAAUAAAUUAAACAAUAGAAUAGAAUGCCUUUAUUAUCAUUGUAACAAUGAUGGAGUACUAUUACCAUUCGACUUGUAUAUGGAGAGAAGCUGGACUCGAAGAAGACAAUGGUGGACAAUUGCCGUCCAUAUCGCAAUAACACCACACACAAGAGAAAAUGAAGUAUAUCUGAAGACACGAGGAGGGGAGAAGAUGGGACUGUAAAUGUAAAGAAAAACACUGGAUCCAAAACUAACUAUAUUGCUGGUGAUGCAGACCGAGUUUAAAGACAACUUUUGCCUCCUUGGAGGCAACAUCAACAACAAAUGGCCUAGAAGUCAGGAACUGCAUUGGAGAGUGGCUUCUGCAAUGAAAGAUCAAGAAAAAAUUGUCACAUGUUGAAGAUCAGAAUAUGGUAUUUUCUGUGGCACUUUAUCGAUUUGAAACCUGGACAAUAAAGAAGCAAGGAUAUCAAUGACUUUUAAGAAUAUGGACUACAAUAUCUGUUGUUGAAUUAAUAUACAAAUGUAAAAAAGACACUGUACUGAAUCCAUGAAGAAGAAAAAAGUAGUGGAUUUUUCAUCACAUCAAACCAGAACUUUCACUUUGUCAUUGUAAAAAAGUUAAACUAAUCUACUUUAGCUGACCCUGCUUUAAAUAUAGGAGUAAUUUACAUCCUGUUGGUAGGAGAAAGUAAUUCACUUUUCUGGUUAUCUUCUCUCUCAGAAAAACAAAUUACCACUUAGAUGCUUUAGGGGGAAAACGGUUAUCACUAAAUCUGACACUACUCUGUUUAAUCGUUUAUCUGGUUUGUAUGUUUGUUUUUGUAUUAAAACUGUGAUUACAUAUGUAGAGGUGUGUAACAACGCAUUUGUAAUAAUGCCGCAUUAUGUAAUAACUCGACCAAAUGUAACAAAUUUUGAUCACAAUGUGAUAUUACAUAAUGUGUUGUCACAUACUAUGUAACAAUGCAAUAUGUAAUAUCGCAUUAUGCAAUAACAACAAAAUGUUACAAAUCUAUAGACUAUAUUAUAAUUUUGCAUUGCAACAUUACCCUAUUAUUAUCAUCAUCAUUAUCAUUGUUAUUAUGAGCAUCAUUCAGUUUGUUACUUUCUGUCGAGUUAUUACAUAAUGUGACGUUAUUGCAUAAUGCAUUGUAACAACGUGACUAUCCUUAAUCCCCAGACCAUUGUUUGAUAUGGUGUUCCCCAAUUUUGAAGGACUUGCUUCAGGAGUUUAAACGUUAAAGUGGAACUCCUUGAGAUUUUGAGGUUUAUGGCAUGACAGCGUUGAAAAUUUAGUUGCAAAUUCUAUGCGUUUCACAUGAAGUGCCUUUGGUUAAAUACUUGGACAGUCUCAUUUUUUAUUUUUUAUUUUUUCCAGUUUAAAGGUAGUUUAUGUGAUUUUAAUGUGAUACACUUUUGUCAAAUUCAGGAUAUGUCUCCUCACAGUCCAGUAGCUGUCCGUUAGCAAAUUCCCCUGAAAAUUAGUUGGCAAAACUAGGGAGGAGUGGCUUCGGCGGAAUGCCUUAAGCGAAGAGGUGGGAUUGUGUUGUUUGGUUUGAUCCAAGCCACUUUGUUGGGGCUGCUUAGAAACACUGGGUUUUUUUUUCCCGCACACAAACAGAACACUAGAAGACUGGAGACAUUUGCUGAAUUUGACUAGAAGAGUAUUGGAUUAAAACCGCAUACCCUAACUUUCACAGAUAUAGAGAUUAAAUAAAAAUAUGAAAUGGACAAUACAGGUUACCUCAAGAAAUAAACUGAAACACCUGUUCCUCGUUAAUACCAGGGUUUCAUUUAACAGCUGUAAGCAUAUGCAAACAUUCUGUUUUCGUGUGUAAAUUAGCCUUAUUCCUUAUUAGCCUAUUUACAUACUAUAGUGCUGUGCUACAUAUGCUUUCAUUAUAUCUCAUUAUAAUAUUAAUUAUAAUGUGUAUGACCAAAUAUUAUAAAUGUUAUGUUAAAUAUCAGCUUUCCAUGUGUUUAACAUUUUCUGUUCAAGAAAUAUCAGUGGAUAUGUUUGAGAUUAUAUUUAAUUUUUUAACUUGUGUUGUGUUAGUCUGUAAAGAACUUGAGAGUAUAGCCAGUUACACUUUUAUACAUUUGACUAUUUUGAAUUGUAUUGGAAUUGAAAGCCAAAAAAAAAGCUUAAAAAAAUAGCAGUGAUACGACGAACCUGAUUUGCAAAAUUGAAAGUUUCCAAAUGUUUCUAGGAAAUGUUAACGUUGGAGAUGUGCGCAGAACACAAACCUAACAUUGUCUAGAAGUGCUACCAUCAGAUAUUUCCAUUUCUUAUUAGGCAGAUGUUGCUCAAACAUCCCCUAACGUAAAAGGGAAAAUGAAAUGAUUGGAGCAUUAAUAUUAAUUGACUAGAUAACCAUAAGCACUCCCUGGAAAGAUUUCUCUACGUGGCAAAAUUUAAAAGUGCUGCAGAGGCCAAGUGAUGAGCAUUAGCACUGUGCCUUGUCCCCCUUAAAUUGACAAAAUUAAUUUAAUUUGAGCCACAUGCCGGUGGAAUUCUCACUUCUUUACAUUUACAGUCCCAUUCUAAUGAUUACAACAAAACAAUGGAUACCAUAGUGAUGGUGGCACAAUAGCACUACAUAUUUUAUGACUUUAAUUGUACAUUCUGAUUUAAAGUCAAAUAAAGCAAACAUGUGCAAAACCUCCCAGCCUCAA
Messenger RNA from Paramormyrops kingsleyae, 6808 nucleotides. Its product is annotated as phosphatidylinositol 3,4,5-trisphosphate 3-phosphatase and dual-specificity protein phosphatase PTEN-like. The record is from RefSeq and is a predicted model, not a curated record. Gene Ontology annotation, biological process: phosphatidylinositol dephosphorylation; phosphatidylinositol 3-kinase/protein kinase B signal transduction; cell motility. Gene Ontology annotation, molecular function: phosphatidylinositol-3,4,5-trisphosphate 3-phosphatase activity; protein tyrosine phosphatase activity; phosphatidylinositol-3,4-bisphosphate 3-phosphatase activity. Lineage: Eukaryota; Metazoa; Chordata; Actinopteri; Osteoglossiformes; Mormyridae. Gene Ontology annotation, cellular component: cell projection; cytosol; plasma membrane.